AUGUCGAAAACGCUGCUUUCGAUCUUUCUGGCUUCCGCGCUGAGCACUGCAGCUCAGGCCGGAAGCCGUGCGUAUCAGGCUAUCGAUCCAGACGACUUUGUUUAUGUUGAUGGAUUGCGAUUGAAAGAUUCGCAGGGUCUCCAUUACCUUACCGGACUGAACUACUGGGCGUGCAUGAACCUCGCGGCCGACAAAUCGCAAGGAGGGAACUACUCCCGCCUAGUCACCGAGCUCGACCAAAUGGCCGCGAAAGGCGUGAACCACCUGCGCAUAAUGGCAUCGUCCGAAGGCGCUCCAACACCGCAGCCCUUCCGGAUGAACCCAGCCUUGAUGCAAUCCCCCGGGCAGUACAACGAGAAAGUCUUCCAAGGCCUCGACAUCUGCCUCGACGAAAUGUCACAGCGCGGCAUGCGCGCCACCAUGACGCUCGCCGACGAAUGGCAAUGGUCCGGCGGCUUCGCGCAGUACAUCAGCUGGGCGACCAACAAGACCAUUCCGUACCCAAGCUCGUGGAAUAUGACGAAGCCGCCGCAGCGGCCGGUCCCCGGCACGGGCUGGGGCGACUACACCAACGAGACCGAUGGCGCCGCGUCGUACGAGGUCUUCGAAGACUUCGCCAACCAGCUCUACACCAACGCGCAGGCGGAGCAAUGGUACAAGGCGCACAUCAAGACGGUCAUAAACCGGAAGAACACCGUGAAUGGCCGCGUAUACAAGGACGACGCAACGAUCAUGACAUGGCAGCUCGCCAACGAGCCGCAAACGCAAGUCGGCGGCGGGCCCGAAGCGUCCGACCCGUUGAUCGCGUGGAUAGACCGCAUCUCGACGUACAUCCGCUCGCUCGCGCCGAAGCAGCUCAUCAACGUCGGCCUGGAGAGCAAGCAGGGCGAAGCGUACUUCAAGCUCGUGCACAACUUCAGCACGGUCGACUACGCGACGUCGCACUGCUGGGUGCAGAACUGGGGCAUCUACGACAUGUACGAUUCCAGCACGGCGGGCUUGCAGGCGGCGCAGGACUUUGCGACGGCGUUUGUGCAGAAUACGAGUCGGUGGGCGGUAGAGAUUGGGAAGCCGAUUUUCCUGGAGGAGUUUGGCAUGGCGAGGGAUAAUUGGCAGAAUAGGAAUAUGACGUAUCCGUAUCUGAGUAGUGCUACGACGACGCAUAAGGAUGCGUACUUUGAGACGAUUAUCGGUGCAGCGAUGGACCAGUUCAAAGGAGACGGCGCGUAUGUGGGUACGUGCCCCUGGGCGUACGGGGGCAUCUGGAGGCCCGAGACGCAGCAUAUGAAUGAGUUUGGUAUGGUUUGGGCUGGCGAUCCGCCGCAUGAGGCUCCUGGAUGGUAUGAUCUCUACGAUACGGACGAGGCGAUGAAUAUCGUGGCCAGGCAGCAGGAGGAUAUUGCGGAUUGGAUAGAAGAGAACGGACUUUAGAAAGGUAGGAAAUGGUUGAGCCAGGAAAAGAAGGUAAAUUCUAGGACGAGCAUGGGCUAGAAAAAAAAAAGAUCAACGCCGGUCUAACGGAAAAUAAAAGACAGAUGAACGAGAGGAGAACUUGCCUUUUUACGCGAAACUCUAUCCGGACUUCUUCGGGGUGGCAGCAUCUCAAGUGGCCAUGUCCAUCGCCUCUCUCCCACGAUCAAAGCGACUAGACGCCGUCAUAUCAUCUGGGAGAUAUAAAAAGGGCCAAAGCCCUCCCUGAAGCCCCAUGAUACUGCCGUCCAAGAACAUCACGCUCGUCAAAAUUCUCAAGCAAAUCUGCAGAAAAGUCCAGCUCACCAACGGUUGCCCCAAGCCGACCCCAAAGUCAAGCAAAGACAAG
Messenger RNA from Trematosphaeria pertusa, 1819 nucleotides. Its product is annotated as glycoside hydrolase family 5 protein. Gene Ontology annotation, molecular function: hydrolase activity, hydrolyzing O-glycosyl compounds. The transcript is spliced from 3 exons. The coding region runs from base 1 to 1431 and encodes 476 amino acids. The record is from RefSeq and is a predicted model, not a curated record. NCBI's taxonomy places the organism in Eukaryota, Fungi, Ascomycota, Dothideomycetes, Pleosporales, Trematosphaeriaceae.